UGCUCGGCCCAUCGUUGCGACACCUUGCAGCGCCUAAUUCCCAACCACGUCACCCGCUCUGCCCUUUCUCUUCUUCCACUCCUUCGCGCACUCGUUAUACCCCUAUCUGUUGUAAUAUUCUGCUCUUUUCGCGCCCUUAAUCGCCGUUGCGCGCGCUGCUGAGCCCAUAACUCCGCUGCGACGUCAUUCCGCCGCGUAUUCCUCCGUUACUCGAUGCGCCCGACCUUUGCCACGACAGAUGACCGCUGUUCGUGCUAGGCUUCCACUUCCACUUUCACCACCAUGCAGUCCAUGUUCCGCCUCCCUUGGAGUACGGAGUCGCCCGGCGACAAAAUCAUGGAAAAGGCGGCGCUGCACAAGUCAAGACCGCUGCCCGUCGUCGAGAUCCCCUCUUUCAUGAAUAGGAUCAAGCGCAAGAGGACCGACAGCCCCGAGCCGGCGUCGCCGCAGCCUGCGCAUGUAGUGAAAAAGUGGAAGGACGCGCACGGGGAAGUGAAGCCAGCAGUGAUCGCAAACGGGAGCGCCGACCGCAUGAACGUUGUGGACGGGGUAGUCACUGAGCCCUUGGACUCCGCGGAAUCUCGAGGAAGUGCGCCGAAACCUGCGCCUGCCGAAGUUCUGGAGUCGCGUCCGAAGGCGCAGCCCUCGAGAAGAGAAGGCGCGAGCAAGAGCAAGGCAUCAAAGUCGCAGAAACCAGUUGCCAAAUCCGAGGCUUCUGCCGACGCAACUACAUCUGCCAUGGGGACGGGAUUGAGCGCACUUCAGCAAGCCAUCGAGGCCCAGAUCAACUACGAAAUUCUGCUCAAGCACAACGAACUGCGCCUGAUCGAGCAAGAGCUGGCAAAGUGUCAAGUUUCGCUGGAGCAGCUGAGGCGUUGCUCGCUGAUUCCCUUUCCCGGCACCGGCGGUCUCUCUCAAAAUGUUAGCGGUGGCGUGGGAGCUGCUCUGCAACCGCCCUCCGGCUACACGGCACCACAGUACGCCGCGCCGUGGGGAGUCACAGACGGUCCGUACACUCGCCACUACGCCAAGUGGUUGAUCUCGGAUCCGAAGUUCGACUCCAUGUCGGAACGGGCGCUUGCGCAGCAGGCUCAAGGCUACUUUGGUAUUGGUGAAGGCCGGACGACGCGUGGCAGUUUUGCUGAGUUCGGCUCAACAGGCAAAGCGCGCACGUCUCGAACUUCGACUGGAACGUUGAAGCUCCAGGCUCUGGGUGAAAACCCAGCACCAGCACCGAAGAUUGAUCCCUUGCUACACAAGCGGUCUACGGACGGACAGUGGGUAAGGCUCUACUGCGCGCCGUGCGGUCACAGCAAUUUCUCCAAUACGCAAGGAUUCCUCAACCACUGUCGUAUCAAGCACGGCCACGUCUACAAGAGCCACGACCAGGCAGCCAUCGCUUGCGGCGUUCCUGUGGAUGUCAACGAGGUUGGAAACCCGGUCACGGCAACCGAACCGACAGCCACGCCCGCAACGACUCCAGCGGUCACGUUCCCGGCACCUACCACUCCAGGAUUCAUCCACCCGCUUGUUCGUGCGAAUCCUCCGGAGUUGGCCAAGGACGUGCAUCGCGAUUUCAGCAAGCCACGUGACGAGGCCAAACCAAAGGCGCAAGCGGCAAAAGCGCAUUUCUCGGGAUCGAAAUUAACUCCACACCUGAAUGCUCUACUUCAGAAGCGCGGUUUUGAGGGAGACCUGAAGGGACUAGUCGACACCGCGCGAACAAAGGUUGAUCUUGAUGCCAUGGAGACUUCGGAUGACGAUGUCGCGGACACUAGCGCCGUCCAGACACCGGUUGCAGCCAAGCCAUCGCAGCUAGUGCGUCUUCCCGCAAGCGCGCCAAAUGCUGCACCUGCAAGCAAAGCUCCGUCAGCACGGCCAGGCAGCCAGAAGGGUCACUCUGGUGGUCACGCGCGCCUCCCGCUCUCGUUUCCAGACGGUUCGCUUCGCCGAGGCGGUCAUCACAUGCCAGACUCUCCGGUAGACCUCAGCCCGAACACAGUUGAGUCUAACCCUGGCUUAGUGAGCGAUCAUGACGACGAUGACGACGAGGACGGAUACGACGCGCGCAGCCAGCCGGACAUUAUCAUGAACGAUGAUGUUGUCGUCGAGGAUGCCAGCGAUAUCGAGGGUGUCGCGGAGCGCACGGGAUCGCGGAAGGGCCUGGACAGCUGCUGCUUCCGGAAGGGAGAGGGGAGUCGCAAGCAUUAGAUGGCGAGCAAGUUGAGUCGGGCUCUCUGUCCUUUCUGAAAAGAUUGUGUUUUUGCUUUCCUGUUUCCUUCUCUCUCUCUUCUACCCAUCUCUGUGCAAUAGAAUUAUCCGCCUCUU
Molecule: messenger RNA, 2328 nt
Organism: Trematosphaeria pertusa
Lineage: Eukaryota; Fungi; Ascomycota; Dothideomycetes; Pleosporales; Trematosphaeriaceae
Exons: 1
Coding region: 283-2211 (642 amino acids)
Source: RefSeq, a predicted model, not a curated record